UGAAACUCACUGCCAAUCGCCUAUCGAGACACCAGCUGUAAUCUAAUUAUCUCUAUCUAUUGUUUAAAUGUUAAAUUUUUAGCAUAGUUGUAUAUAAUUUAUAACAUAAUGACUUCUGCAAUAAUGCACAAUUCUUCCAAUACUUUAACACAGUAGAGUAAAGCUCUACUUGCUUUUCGCUCGCAUCGGUUUUGAGGGUGUGUCUGCCCAUAUUUGGUCUAUUUUGAUAGUUAAACAAUAACAAAACUCAUUGCUGACUAAGCGGCGAAAGCGGAGUGCAACAAAGUCCAUCGACAAUCACCACAUAAUCACAGAGUUUAAAAUGGAUACCACAACGACGGUGUCGAGGGCGUCUGCACGUAUGAUGCCACCCGAAGAGCUGGCGAUGCAGUCGCUGACCAAACAAAUCUUCAAGUCGCGACUUUUUCGCGGCUAUUACCUGGGACGCUGUUUUGUGGAGCAGAUCGGGGACUAUAGAGACGUUAUAGCCCUGCAACGCAGCGAACGGGAGCUGGAGAAACUCCUGCUCACCAGUGCAGGACAACUGCAGAUGUUCUACCAGCGCUUUGUGCCAAAUAUGUGGGUGGGCAUAUCAAAUGGUAGCAUGAGAAACUACAAGCACACACAACAUCCUGGCCAGCUAGACACCUGCAUUUGGGCGGAGCUGAACGACUUGGCCUUCGGUGAAUAUUGGUUCAGUAUCAGAACGCUGCGGUUUCGGGACCAGGAAGUGCUGCUAAAGCUGAAGACUGUGCGAGCCGUUGAACCAGAGCUAAUGGCAACGCCAAGAAGAUCCAUCUCUAUGAACAGGACCACGGCAAGCAAUGCCAUAACAGUAGCAGGCGAUAGUUUGACCACAAAGAGCGAUGUGACCGAUCAGCCUCCUGCACUGGGAUUGGCCGAUUUCUUGGAUGUGCUGCGGCAGUGGGGCGAAGGCAUCAAACAGACCACCUACGAUUUUAUGGCCAACGAUGUAAACAAAAACAACAUCAUGGGCACAAUACGCUUCCUGGGUUUACUCCUCUUCUCAAUGGGGGGCGGAGCUAUUGCAGCCUUGCGGUUCUUGGGAAUCUUCGCCGUGAGAUUCCUCUUCGAGCUAAGCCGGCUAACGCACACCCUUACGCCCAUUCUGUUCCAAAUCCUAGAGUUUUUGAACAAGAUUGUGGGUGCCUUUUUCAUACUGUUAACCAUGAUAUGGAAGGAUAUCAUGAACCGUGGUCAGCCACCAGCCCCCAAGCAGCCGCUGGAAGGAAGUUCCCGCUUCAAGAGCAUCACCUACGAGCGUAGCGAUAGGCGGCGUUGGCAAUGAUCCUCCAGUUGAUAGAAAAAGUGAAAUGGUGGAAUGUCUUGUAUGUAGGGUAAUAUGUAAGGUGGAAGAGAUUCAAAUUGCAAUUGUGUUACUAGCGUUAAGCAACCAGAAGCCCCACUCAGAUCGAUUCGAUUAAGUAGAAAUUUGAUUUCAGAUUUUAAGCCAAAAUGCAAUAUGUUAAAUUAUUCGAAAACCUUGUUAAAUUUUAACCCGUUUAGUGUUUAGUCGUCGUCUAUUUAUGUAUUGAAAUUAAAACUUUUUGUAAAUUAAAUGCACCGAGAAAAUGAAACAAUGGGACUUU
Drosophila obscura is the source of this 1610-nucleotide messenger RNA. RefSeq lists its product as uncharacterized. The transcript is spliced from 2 exons. Lineage: Eukaryota; Metazoa; Arthropoda; Insecta; Diptera; Drosophilidae. The coding region runs from base 323 to 1309 and encodes 328 amino acids. The record is from RefSeq and is a predicted model, not a curated record.